CCGAGGCGGGGCCCGGGGAGUUCACGCAGCUGGCAGCGCCUUUCCUCUGCGCUGGUGGGCGCCGCGGUAGCGCGAACGUCCCCUGAUUUCGGGUGGGUGGGAAGGACAAGUGGCAAAUGAUCCGGAGAGGUGGUCGUCCAUUCGUGCUAGGCUUUGAAGAAAGGGUAGUAGGAGUCUAUCGAUCAAAGCAGAGCCUUGGUGGGCGGAGUGAAGAGCGCGUGCCAAAACGGCAGGCCCGGACUGCCCGGAGGAAUGGGCAGCAGCUCUUGUGGUAGCUGGGGGCCCGAGAGAGAGAGAGAGAGAGAGAGAGAGAGAGAGAGAGAGAGAUGUGUGUGUGUGUGUCAGAGAAGAGCAGCUAGAAGGAGCACUUUACCCUAGCAGCAAGGGAGGACCAGUGGAGAACACCCUCAGACUUUUAGAGAGAACGUCCUUGUCAAGUAGAGCUAAGAGUCCAUAGGUGUUACCCUCCUGAGACACAAGGACCCCUCAGUGAGAGUCCUGGAACUGAAGAGAGGAGAGAGCCCCGAGAGUGCCAAGGUGAUAGGAGUCUAGAGAAAGCCAGAUGCUGUCUGAAGGGAGAGUCUGGUAGUGAGAAAGAGCACCACCAGAGGGUGGCUGGAGCAGUGUGGUGCCCCACGUUCAUCUCCCACCUCCGCCCCAGUCCCUCCUCCAGUGCACUCAUGACUCCUGUCUUUUGCCUUUGGCACCUCAUACCCAUUGUAUGCUGCAGGUCAACCAUUUAGCAUGCUAAUAAAGGGUUCCUGCACAUCUAGGGGCCCUUGGCUUUGGUAUCAGCACCAACCACUACAGCUAGUGCCCUGACUCUGAAGCUCUCUUGGGCAAGCUUGCCUGGUAUAGGGAGAAGAAACUGGGCUUUGGGUCUGGGUACAGAUCACAGGUUUUGACUGGCCCCAGGUGCAGAGCCAAGGAGAAGGGGCUCAUCUGAACUCUGUAGCACAUUCCUGGGAAAAAAUCACUUGAGUUCACUGUACCCAUUCCCAUUUUGCUUCUAGGAUGGGGACUUCACAGUCUUUCCCUUCAGGAAGUGUUUCUGAUCAUGUUCCUUAAGUCCAGCCCAUAGGACCCAGGUUCUACUGGCAGCUUUGUCUUGAACACCCGUCCCUUCUUGGCAACUGGCAUGGACAAAAAGUCAUUCCUAUCUGUUAAAGGGGAGCCUGAGACCUGCCCUAGGCCGACAAAAUAAGGAGGAGGUGGUACCCUCCUACUAAGGGCUUUUCCUUCAAGCUCCUGGGAGAUGCCGAGCUUCCAAAGGCAACCUGGGAAUGGGGAACUGUGGCUUCAGGAGGUCACCUGAAGUCCGAACUGGAAUCCUCUCUGCCCCUCCCUUCCAGAUUAACCGAAACCUGCUAAUUGUGGCAGCCCUUGCAACUCCCCUCCCCCACAGCCUUUUCCUCCCUCCCCUCCCCCUUCCAUCCGAAUGAUAAAGGGCCCGGCCUGCCUGCCCCAGCCAGGCCUCAGGCCCCAGGCCCAGCCUCCCCACACUACCCCACAGUCCUGAGCCUUCCAGGAGGCCAGGCCCCUACCCACGCCUACAGACUCCCCUGCAUGGGGCCCCAGGAUCCAAAGCCAGCCUCGCAGCCCCCCAAGAGAAGAAAGAAGAGAUACCUGCGGCAUGACAAGCCCCCCUACACCUAUUUGGCGAUGAUCGCCUUGGUAAUUCAGGCUGCACCCUCCCGCAGGCUGAAGCUGGCCCAGAUCAUCCGUCAGGUCCAGGCCGUGUUCCCUUUCUUCAGGGAUGACUACGAGGGUUGGAAGGACUCCAUCCGUCACAACCUUUCCUCCAACCCGUGCUUCCGAAAGGUGCCCAAGGACCCUGCGAAACCUCAGGCCAAGGGCAACUUCUGGGCCGUGGAUGUGAGCCUCAUCCCGGCAGAAGCGCUACGCCUGCAGAACACAGCCCUGUGCCGGCGCUGGCAGAACCCGGAGGCCCGCAGAGCAUUCGCCAAGGACCUGAGCCCUUACGUGCUGCAUGGCCAGACCUACCGGCCGCCCACACCCCAUACGCCACCCAGCGAAGGCUUCAGCAUCAAGUCCCUGUUAAGGGACCCCGGGGAGAGAGCACCCUGGCCCCAACAGUCCAGCCAGGCUGGACAGAGCAACCCAACUCAGGCAGACACAGGCUGCAGUGGGGAGGAGGUGGUGCCCACUCCACACUUACCCUCCUCUGAAAGGCUUCUGUGGCCUCUCUGCCCUCUCCCAGUGCCCACAGGAAUGGAGAGGGAGACUUCCCAGGGGACAAUCAUUGGGCCCUCAGGCUUAUCCCCAGAGCCCAGAACCUGGCCCUUGCACUACCUGCAAAGUACCUCCAACGCCGGGGUACUGUCCAGUGGGGGAUGCAGGGCCUCCCUGUGGGGACAGUUGCCCACCUCCUACUUGCCCAUCUACACACCCAAUGUGGUAAUGCCUUUAGCCCCACUACCAUCCACUUCCUGUCCCCGGUGUCCACCUUCAACCAGCCCAGCCUACUGGGGGGUGGCCUCUGAAUCCCAAGGGUCCCCAAGGCUGCUCUGGGAUCUAGACACUCUCUUCCAGGGAGUACCACCCAACAAGAGCAUCUAUGAUGUGUGGGUCAGCCACCCUCGUGACAUGGCUGCCCCUGCUCCAGGCUGGCUGCUUUCCUGGUACAGCCUCUGAAGCUUUCUAGAGCAGGGGUUGCUUCUCUCCCCAUCUCCUUGAUGGGGAACCAAGGUAGGAAGAUGUCUGUAGCCCCAAUAGGCUCCAGCCUUGCUUAAUGAGAGUCCACAAUGUUUAUUGGGCUGCUCCAGAAAAAGCUGCCACUCAGCUGGGCACCAACCUGGGCUUGGUCAGUCUUGCCUCUCUGCCUCCCCCUACACCCAGGGGCAAUGCUAAAGGAGCAGGACUCAACCUGGAGUAGCAAAUCAUGAUUCUAUCUUCAGGCCUAGCCCAUCUAUCUAUUCAUCCAUCACCAUCUGUCACCUCCCUCCUGGCUCCAGGCUGGGGGAGGGAGCUCCUUAAUGGUGGGUCCAGCCUGAAGUCCUGCCAUCCCUCAACUGUCUGAGGAGGUAGCACCUUUUGGGGAAAGGGUUAGGGAAUAAAAACUGGACCCUACAUAGACUUGAAGUGGUGGUAGUGGUGUAACAUUAAAAGAAUUUACAGCAUUUUAA
This is a messenger RNA of Marmota monax (woodchuck), 3146 nucleotides long. RefSeq names its product forkhead box H1 (gene Foxh1). The record is from RefSeq and is a predicted model, not a curated record. The transcript is spliced from 3 exons. Bases 1567 to 2655 code for a protein of 362 amino acids. NCBI's taxonomy places the organism in Eukaryota, Metazoa, Chordata, Mammalia, Rodentia, Sciuridae. Gene Ontology annotation, biological process: regulation of DNA-templated transcription. Gene Ontology annotation, molecular function: DNA-binding transcription factor activity; sequence-specific DNA binding.